AGUAGAAGGCGCGUGUGAUCAAGUUUGUGCCCUAAGUCGUUUGUAGUGCGAGAUCAAUCAUCAAGCUAAUCAAGAGUGGAUUACCAAAAAGCAAACGCGCACUCACUCACACAUACACUAACUUGUGCAAAUAUUUGCGCACAGUUGACGACAUUCAACGACUUUUUUCCAACACAAAUACGUAUAUAUAUAGAUAUAUAUAGUUAGGAACCUAACCCCACCUCCACACACUCACACACAGGAAACGGCUUAAGAUCGCGAACUCAAUGUGGGCAUAAAAAAAAUAAAACAGAAACAGAAAACAGAAAACAGCAAUCUCCACUGGAUCAUUGCAAAAGAUUAACGAGUUACGUUUUCCAUCGAGUUGAUUGUUGUUAUUUCUUUCUUCCCAACAAAAAAAAAAAAAUUCGGCGUCGAGUAACUAGCAUUUAAAUAACUAAACAAAAGCUUAAAACACCCACCCGGAGGCAGACAACAACAACAAAUAAAAAAAAAACACAUAAACACAAAAAAAAAAAAAUGCUGAUAUCAACCAUCUCCACAGACUCCGUUAUGACGACGGCCACAAACAACGAUGGCGGCACACAGCCCAAUUCGGUGGCUGUUUGGGGCGCACCCGCUGCGGGGCCGCGCAACACACAGGCCGCAGUCUCUGUGCGGCACGCCUUUAAGGCCUAUGGCAAGAAGAAGAACGCCAACCAAGUGCUCAACAAUUUGAAUAUGACAGUGCCCAAGGGCACAAUUUAUGGCCUGCUGGGUGCUUCCGGCUGUGGCAAGACUACGCUGCUCUCCUGCAUUGUGGGUCGUCGUCGCAUGGACUCCGGCGAGAUCUUUGUGCUCGGCGGCAAGCCAGGCACUCGAGGAUCGGGUGUGCCCGGCAAGCGAGUGGGUUACAUGCCCCAGGAGAUUGCGCUGUAUGGCGAGUUCUCCAUUCAGGAGACCAUGAUGUAUUUCGGCUGGAUCUUUGGCAUGGAGACCAAAGAGAUUCUAGAGCGUUUGCAGUUUCUGCUCAACUUUCUCGAUCUGCCAUCGGAGAAGCGUCUGGUGAAGAAUCUCAGCGGUGGUCAACAGCGUCGUGUUAGCUUCGCUGUGGCUCUAAUGCAUGAUCCCGAGCUGUUGAUUCUCGAUGAGCCAACGGUGGGCGUGGAUCCUUUGCUGCGUCAGAGCAUCUGGAAUCAUUUGGUGCACAUCACCAAGGCCGGACAGAAGACGGUGAUCAUUACCACACAUUACAUCGAGGAAGCCCGUCAAGCACACACUAUUGGUCUGAUGCGCUCGGGACAUUUGCUGGCCGAGGAAUCGCCCAGCGUGCUGCUCUCGAUGUACAAGUGCAUCAGCCUCGAGGAGGUCUUCUUGAAGCUAUCGCGCAUCCAAAGCCAAAAGGGCGAUGUUACCCACGUCAACUUCAGUAACAACAUCUCGUUGCAUGCCAUGGCCUUUGGCAGCAAAAUGGAUAAGCCAAGCUCCAGUCAGGAGGGCGGCGUCGUCGGUCUCAACUUCCACCAGAGCAAGGAGAUGCUUGUCAACGACAGCAAUGGCUCCAUUUACACAUUGAAUCAGGAACCUUAUAGUCCGCCACCAUCGAAGCGACAACAGAAUAAUCCCAAUGAUGAGGAGAGCUGCCAGGAUUGCUUUGCCGAUCUCUGUAAGGUGACAUCGAAGGGCAAAAUCCGCGCUCUGCUCACCAAGAAUAUGCUGCGCAUGUGGCGUAAUGUGGGCGUGAUGCUCUUCAUCUUCGCGCUGCCCGUGAUGCAGGUCAUACUCUUCUGUUUGGCCAUUGGCCGUGAUCCACAAGGCUUGAAUUUGGCUAUUGUCAACAAUGAAAUGAACAAUACGGACACUUGCUACUGGGAGGAUGGUUGUCACUUUGCCAACUUGGGUUGUCGUUAUCUGAAUCAUCUGAAUACGAGCGUGGUUAAAACAUAUUAUACGGACAUAGAGGAUGCCAAGGAUGCAGUACGUCGAGGCGAUGCUUGGGGUGCUGUCUACAUCACGGAGAACUUCACGGAUGCCUUCACAGCUCGUGCUGCCUUAGGACGCGAUUCGGAUGAUGAGACCAUUGAACAAUCGGAGGUUAAAGUGUGGCUGGAUAUGUCCAAUCAACAGAUUGGCGUCAUGCUCAAUCGCGACAUUCAGCUGGCUUAUCGUGACUUUGCCAUGGGUCUGUUGGGACAGUGUGGCAACAAUCCCAAGCUCGGCGAUGUGCCAAUUCAAUUCCGUGAGCCCAUCUAUGGCACCAUGAAUCCAUCCUUUACCGACUUUGUGGCACCUGGCGUCAUAUUGACCAUUGUGUUCUUCUUGGCUGUUGCAUUGACGUCAUCGGCGCUGAUUAUCGAACGCACUGAGGGCUUGCUGGAUCGUUCUUGGGUUGCUGGUGUCUCACCUGGUGAGAUUCUCUUCUCCCAUGUCAUCACACAGUUUGUGGUCAUGUGCGGUCAGACGGCGUUGGUGCUCAUCUUCAUGCUGGUUGUCUUUGGUGUGACCAACAACGGCGAAUUGUUCUGGGUGAUUGUAUUGACCCUGCUGCAGGGCAUGUGCGGCAUGUGCUUUGGUUUCCUCAUCUCCUCCGUCUGCGAACUGGAACGUAAUGCUAUUCAGCUGGCGCUGGGCUCCUUCUAUCCAACGCUCCUGCUCUCGGGCGUCAUUUGGCCCAUUGAGGGCAUGCCUGUGGUGCUCAGAUACAUCUCGCUUUGCCUGCCUUUGACGCUGGCCACAUCAUCGCUGCGCUCGAUUCUGACGCGUGGUUGGGCGAUAUUCGAGUCCGAUGUGUAUAUUGGUUACCUGAGCACGCUAUCCUGGAUCCUGGGCUUCCUGGUGCUGACGCUGCUCGUGCUGCGCGCCAAGCGCGGCUAGAAAGCUCUUACAUUGUAGUGAAACUAAUUAUAAAUGUUUACGUUUAGUUUCCCUUUUAGGACUAGGACUUUAGGCCGCUUUAAGUAGUCAUCCUUCUACUUCCUGUUUUAUUUUUGUGUGUAGUUGUUUAAAUUGUCCUUCUGUCCUAGACGAGUUUCCUAAUUGUUUGCUUUCUCUCUUUCUUUGUCUAUGUCUGUCUCUUUUUCUCACCCCACCUCUCUCGAUUUUCAAAACAAAACAAAAAUGUCAUAAAUUAUUUAAGCACAUAUGCGAUUUUCUCUCUUUUUCCCCCUCUCUCUAUAUAUAUUUUUCCAUUAUUUCCUUUGCAAAGUUUUCCUUAUUUUGUAAGUUGUGCACACAUUUUACGUAGUUUAAUUUGUAAGGUUUAGGUACAUAAAUAAAUUGUUGUAAAUAUUUAAAGCUGCAACGUAAUCUACAAAAGCAAAAAAAAACAAAAAUUGAUAUAAAGGAAAUCCAAGAACUAGCGACGUUGUAAUAUCUGCAAACCCCUUUUCAGAAUUUGAUUUGAUGACUUUCAAAAUGGGCAAAAGAAAAAAAAAAGGCACACGAACUAAUUUUAUAUAUUUUUCAAUGGACUGUGAUUGUACUAUGUUUUUUGUUUUAAUCUUGCACAUAAAUUUCACGUUGGGAACAAACCCGCAGAAAAAACUAUGAAGACGAAAAUCAGAAGACAGAGAAUACAAAAAAAAAAAAACAAAAUAUAAAAAAUAUAAAUGGUGGGGUUUGUUAUUAACAUUAA
Drosophila albomicans is the source of this 3613-nucleotide messenger RNA. It is a transcript of the gene snu, whose product is annotated as ABC transporter G family member 23. Bases 520 to 2853 code for a protein of 777 amino acids. The transcript has 11 exons. Gene Ontology annotation, cellular component: membrane. Lineage: Eukaryota; Metazoa; Arthropoda; Insecta; Diptera; Drosophilidae. Gene Ontology annotation, molecular function: ATP binding; ATP hydrolysis activity; ABC-type transporter activity. The record is from RefSeq and is a predicted model, not a curated record.